This is a messenger RNA of Dunckerocampus dactyliophorus (ringed pipefish), 9088 nucleotides long. RefSeq lists its product as uncharacterized. NCBI's taxonomy places the organism in Eukaryota, Metazoa, Chordata, Actinopteri, Syngnathiformes, Syngnathidae. The record is from RefSeq and is a predicted model, not a curated record. The coding region runs from base 235 to 2997 and encodes 920 amino acids. The transcript has 13 exons.
UGUGAAUGAAGGGAGCGGCGGAAAAGAGGACAGAAAGCAAACUUUAAAAAGGACCUCAUUUUCCUACGUCUUGCGUGGAGGGGGUAAACAGAGAUUAGAUUCCACGGUGCAGUGAACGACGCAUGACCCGCAUGAACCCACGAGCAUGAUGAAAACACCUCCAAGAUGAUCAAGCCUCUUCAGGCUUGAACCCUCAAGCGGAAGGGAGAGGAGCACAGAAGCUGCUGUGGUCCAAUGAUGAUGUGCCUCCUGUGUCUCCUCGUGGUCGUCGUCCAAGGGGAGCCCUGCCUCAUCAUCAGCGAGAUCAACGCAGACAACCCAAGACUGGACACCACCGAGUUUGUGGAGCUCUAUCACACCAGUGGACAGCGGUCCUCUUUGGAUGGCUACACCCUGGUCUUCUAUAAUGGGAAUGGGAAUGUUGCCUAUAAAGUGUUGGACCUCAAAGGCCAGAGUACAGAUGAUAGAGGGUUCUUUCUCGUUGGCUCUGUGGACAUGAUGCCCAAACCUGCCAUCCUCCUGCCUCCAAACACAGUCCAGAAUGGUCCGGAUGCUAUUGUGCUCUACCACACAUCGGCAGCACGAUACAGCGAGAAGAUGAAUGUCACAUCUAUCGGUUUGGUGGACGCUGUUGUUUAUAUGACACGCAAAACCGGCGGUGCAGAGGUCCUUGCAGAGAACCUGACACCAGGGGAGCCGGCCUUUGUUGAGGAUGAAACCACCCUCGAAGGGGAUGAGUCCAUCGAGAGGUGCCUGUUGUCGGAGGAUCGUUGGGGCUUCCGGGUGUCCUCGCCCUCCCCUGGACAGAGGAAUAACUGUACCCCCCCUGCUGCCUCAGCAACCAUGCCUGUCAUCACUGAGCUGAAGCUGGGUGGAGGUCAGGUGGACGGCUUUGUGGAGCUCACAGAAGCCUCAGAGGCCGGUCCUCUUGUUCUGGUGGUGUUGGAUGGGAGAACAGACAAGGUGAGCAUCAGUUUAAAUGUGGACCCCGCCAGGAAUGGACUCAUCUCCAUGAUUGUUGACAAGAAGUAUAUGAAAGGUGAUGAGUCCGGGGCAGUGGCCAUAUACAGUGGCAGGAGCACAGAGUUCCCUGUGGGCAGCCCUCUAAGUCAGAUCCAGCCUCUGGACUCGUUUGUUUUUGCCGGUCCUGGAAAUAAACCAAGUGCCAACCUCACAGAGACCCUCAUCCCAGGCAGGCAGCCUUAUCAGCUCAGCAACAGUUUGAAAGAGGGAGGCUUCUAUCUCAGUCGUUGUGGUGUGGCCACAUGGACCAGAGAUCCUGGUGUCUUUUGGGAGGCCCCGCAAACCCCAGGGCUGCCCAACCAGUGCCCCUGGCCAAAAAUCUGCCCUCACAGCAUGGUUCCAGGAGGAGGUGUAGAUGCAUCCCCACACCACCCACCUUGGGGCAACAGCGACUUCCUCAUUAAUGAGCUCAAUACGGAUACGCCCGGCGCCGCUGAGGAUGGCGAGUAUAUCGAGCUGUGGCACCCCUCAGGACGCCGCGUCUCCCUGCAGGGCAUCUGGAUACUCCUUUUCAGCGCCCACAACAACAAACCCUACAGGGAGAUCAGCCUCAGCGGACACUUCACCACCGCUAAGGGCUACUUCCUGUUGGGCAGUGACAGACUGGUGCCGGCACCCUCUCUCCGCCUUCCUCCCAAUACCAUCCAGAACGGGCCAGAUGCGGUGGCGCUCUAUCGCAGCCCCUUUGGUCCGCCGUCGGCACAACAAAGGGGAAUCCCCACCAAAGGGCUCCUGGAUGCUGUUGUUUACCGACAGAGGGGAUCAGAUAAGGAGGCAAAAGAGUUGAGUAAAGCGCUGACACCAGGACAGCUGCCCCUGCUGGAGGAUCCGGAGGUUCUGCCUGAUGAUGAGGCGCUCAGCCGCUGCAGAGGCCUUUACCCCUAUGACCUGUCUGCAUUUUCUGUAGCUCCACCCACUCCGCUGAGGGAGAACAGCUGUCCCCGCCCCCCUCCACCUCCAGAGGGCGUGGUCAUCAGUGAGGUGGCUAGUGGCCUCUGGACCAAUCACAGCCAGCAGAGGGCCUUUGUGGAGCUGCACGGGCCCCCGAUGAUGGGGCUGCGUGGCCUGGUGCUGGUAGUGUUUGACCAGGAGCGCGGCAUCAUGGCUCUUCCUCUGACCGGAUCUGUCGACCAAGAUGGAUUUUACAUGGUGGGGAACAUCCCAGGCGCAGAUCAGACUUUCCCAGAAGGCAGUACAGUGCCAGCAAGAGGGGCGGUGGUUCUGUGCUACGACCUCUUCAGCGUGUGCAGAGCUGGCACCGCUUUGACCAACUCCAGCCUGCGAGACCAGUUGGUGUUCAGUGAGAACCAGGUGCUGCUCUCCUCCCUCUCCUCCAAUAGAGGGAGCCAGGUUAUACCAGCGCUCAGGUCAGUCGAAGACGGUCUGGUCUCCCUCAGUCGUUGUGCGUGCUGUGAGGCAAGGAGCGCCUCUUCUUGGACGACGUCUUCUCCGACGCCUCGCCGCGGCAACAUCUGCCCCAGCUCUGCCUUCUCCAGUCAGAUCGAUGUUUGUCUUGGGCCGCUGUCCAGCGACUGGCCAAUGGUGGAGUUGAGAGACUGCAGUGGGCUCAUUCAUGGGAGGAGGGUGGCACAGGUGGCUGACUAUUUGGAGCAGAAGUGUCUCUGUGGAAUUACUGCUUUGUCUCUUCAAGGGGCCAAUUUCUCAUGCGUGUCUGGCUGGUUGCGAGUGUGGGGCAACAUCCGGGCCUUGUCGGACCAUCAGAGGGCCCUCAUCAUCCAAACACCCCCUAUGAACCUCUCACACGUCCAGACGGACGUUUGCUCUGCCCCCACAACAGACCGCCGCACGAGCACAGGUUCGGCCCUGGGUUUACAGAUUGGGCUUAUAGUAGCUGUACUCCUGCUACUAGCACUUGGAGCUGCUCUACUCGCAUAUUUCUACAAAAGGAGGCGUCCUUUGGACUAUUACACCAUGGAGCUGAGCGAGCAUGCUGAGGGACUAUCAGAGCUAUAAUCCAGGAAGAAGAAGAGCUUCUGGAGGUGAUGAGUGGGUUAUCAGAAGGUCUGUGUGUGUGUGUGCGUGCGUGUGCGUGUCUGUGCGUGUGUGUUUAUGCGUGAUGAUGAAAACGAUGACAUGAGAGCAUAUUUUUCUAAAGGUGACUGUGUUAUUGUUGUGUGAACAGUGCUGGUUACUACUUUGAAGUGGGGUCUAAGAGGAGGGAGGCGGGUGAAUUUGAAUACUUCAGAGUAAUGCUCAUUUUUCUUCAUGUGGGAGAAAAUGAGCAGAUAGCAAGAAUUUGCAUUUAAUGUUCUGAUCUUCCUUGCGUUCUUACCUGGUGUUACAUCCAACAGGAGGAAGGAGUCUUCUUCUUUUCAGAAAUGUGGAAUGUGACUGUUUAAAGAUGAUUUGUAACCACUUUUACAAUGUGACGUGAUGCAACCCGUUUACAUGUUCUUGAAAUAGAAAAGGGAUGCGAUGUGGUUUUUUCUCUGAUGGAGGUAACUGGCUUAGUGUCGGGGAUAUUUGUGUGUCUGUUUUGUGUUGCUACUGCCUCAGAAAUGGCCACUGUGCCUUUUUUUUUUUAGCUGAGCCCUCAUUUGCUGAGGGACCAGCUGGUGCAGCCAUACUGCAAGAAUUCUGAUGUGAUUUUCUACAUUCUGUACAUCCAAUCCAAUUAUAUACAGAGGACUAUGAGUGCCACAUUAACAAGAAAAAAACAAUACACUAGGUCCCCAACUUACGAACACCCGACUAGCGAACACUCGCGGAUACGAACACAAGCCGAUUGGUCUAUAUUUUAUUUUAUUUUGCCUUGUUGUCGCUCAAUCAGUAUUUAUACUGCUACUGUACAUGCUUGACCAGUAGAGGGCACUGUGACACUGCUAAUGAGACCAACAGAGGCAGACUUAGAGCUAAUGAGACCAACAGAGGAAGAGUUAGACCCAGGGGAGAUAAAGCUAAAUGGAAAGCUAAAUUAUACAACCCGGACAGAGCGUGUGAUUAAAGUUUAUGAAGAGUUAAUAGGCCUGCUUAAUUCUACACCACCCACAGAACACUACCCCUUUUAGAAGAGUCUAACCACGACAACCAUUUGUCCUUUUUUUCAAUAACUCCUCCUCCAACUCCAGCACAACUAUGCUCGGCUACUCCUCUUCAAAGGUAAAUAACAUUUAUCAUUACAUAUUAUUAUAUCACUUUUAUUACUGUUAUUUUCAUUAAUUAUUCUCGUUUAAUAUUACUACUGCAUCCAAACUCAUAUUUACAUACAUACACAUAUACUGUAUAUGUAUACACGUACAUGUAGUACCUAUAUCAUUGGUAAUAUUACCUUUUCCCCUACUUAAGAACAAUUCAACAUAAGAACGGUCGUCUGGAACCAAUUGUGUUCGUUAGUUGGGGACUUAAUAAGCCGUAAAAUAAGCCGUAAAGUUAUGUGAAUACAUUCCUAAUAAAGUGUGAGUAUUAUGUAUUAUGUAAUAUAUUAUACUGAUGAGAAUAUGACAACCCAUCUAUCCAUUCCAUUUUCUACCACUUAUCUGGAUCCGGGUUGCGGGGCAGCAGUCUCAGUAGGGGAGCCCAGACUUCUCCGUCCCCGGCCACCUCCUCCAGCUCCACCGGGAGGACACCAAGGCGUUCCCAGGCCAGCUGUGAGACAUAAUUCCUCCAGCGUGUCCUAGGUCUGCCUCGGGGCCUUCUCCCGGCUGGGCAUGCUUGGAACACCUCACCAGGGAGGCCUACAGGACUAGAUGCAUGAGCCGCCUCAACUGGCUCCUCUCCAUGUGAAGGAGCAGCGACUCUAGUCUGAGUCCCUCCUGGUUGAUUGAGCUCCUCACCCUGUCUCUUAGGGUGAGUCCAGCCACCCUACGGAGGAAAGUCAUUUCAGCCGCUUGUAUCCGGGAUCUCGUUUUUUUGGUCACGACCCAAGCUCAUGACCAUAGGUGAGGGUGGGAACAUAGAUCGAACGGUGAAUUCAGAGCUUCACCACGACGGUCCGGAACAGCGACUGCAUUAAUGCAGACGACGCACUGAUCUGCCUCGAGAUACUUGAACUCCUCCACCUGGGGCAGGACCUCAUUCCCAACCCGGAGGGUGCAAUCCACUCUUUUCCGACGGAGAACCAAGGCCUCGGAUUUGGAGGUGCUGAGUCUCAUCCCAGAAGCUUCACACUCAGCUGCAAACUGUCCCUGGCCUGAUGAGGCCAUCAGCACCACAUCGUCUGCAAAUAGCAGAGACGAGAUCCUAAGGCCCCCGAACUGGUCUCCCUUGACACCUGUCCAUGAAAAUUAUAAAAGCACAUGUAGACUGGUUGGGAAAACUCCCAUGUACCCUACAGUACCCUUGCAAGGCUGUAGAGACCAGGAUGAAAACCACAUUGCACCUCCUUUAGCAGAUAUUCAACUAAUGGUCGUACCAUUCUCUCCAGCACCCUGAAAUAGACUUUUCCAGGAAGCUCAGGAGUGUGAUCCCCCAAUAGUUGGAACACACCCUUCGGUCAGCCUUAUUGAAAAAGGGGACCACCACCCUGGUCUGCCAAACCAGAUGUACUGUUCCCAACUUCCACGCAAUGUUGAAGAGACGUGUCAGCCAAGACCGACCCUCAACAUCCAAAGCGUUGAGGAAUUCAGGGUGAAACUGGUCCACCCCUGCAGUUCUGCCACUGGGGAGUGUUUUGACUACCCAAGAUACCUCAGCCACGGUGAUGGAACUGUCAGCAUUCAUGUCCUCAGACUCUGCUUCCUCUAUGGAAGGUAUGUCAGUGGGAUUGAGAAGGGCCUCAAAGUAUUCCUCCCACCGUCCGACUAUAUCUCCAACAGAGAAUUGGAACAAGGCCCAGCCCCUCUCAAGGAGUUUGGUUCCAGAAUCCAAAAUGUGGGUCGACAUGAGUCUCACUAUGUCUAGUCGGAAUGUCUCAAACUCUUGCACAAGUCUGGGCUCCUUUCCACCAGAGAAGUGACAUUCCAUGUCCCAAGAACCAGAUUUGGCCGUCGAAGACCAGUUCACCUUGGCGCCCGCCGUCGACCGCCACCCAAAACACAUUGCACCAGACCCUUAUGCUUGCCACCUCAGGUGGUGGGUCUACAAGGGUGGAGAUACCGUGUGGCUUCUUCGGGCUGGGCCCGGCCGGGCCCCAGGGGUGAAGGCAAAGUGUGGUCCCUCUUCUUGUUUUUGUUCAUACAGUCUUCUGAAAAGUUUGAGAAUAUAUACAGAAGUUAAAAUACAAGUCAAAAGUUUGGAGACACUUUCUUAUUCUCUUGAAUGAAAAAUUGUCUCCUAACUUUUGACUCGGUCUAAAUUUGUUAAUUUAAAAUGCACGUUGGCCUAAUGGUUAGCAUGUUGGCCACAGCCAGGAGAUCUGGUUUUGAAUCUCCAUUUGGGCAUCUCUAUGUGGGGUUUGCAUGUUCUCCUCAUGCAUGCAUGGGUUUUCUCCAGAUACUCUGGUUUCCUCUCACAUUCCACAAAUACGCAUUGGAGGCUCUAAAUUUGUAUAGAAUGUGAGUAUGAAUGAUUGUAUAUAUGUGCCAUACGUUUGCGUGGCGACCAGGCCGGGGUGUACCCCGCCUCUCACCCAAAGUCAGCCGGGAUAGGCUCCAGCAUACCCCCACAACCCUAGUGAGGACAAGUGGCAUAGAAAAUGGAUGGAUGUCCUAAAACGUUAAGAAGGUCAUAGAAAUAAAGUCAAAAGUAAAAAAAAAAAAAAAAUUAAUAUUACAUGAAUAGUUGUUUUACAAUAGUAACAUUAUGAAAAUAAAUGUAAAAAUUACAACAUGUUUUCCCUAAAAGGUCAUUUAAAAAAAUAUGUUAUUCUCGUAAAAUUAAGAUUAUUUUACCAUACAUUUUCUUUAUGAUUUUAAUUUCGUAAUAUUGUGACUGUUUUUUAGAAUAUGUUGUUAUACAUUAGCCUUGUAUCAAUUAUAAUUACUUUCUUCAUACAUGUUCUUUUUGGGUAAUUUUUAAACAGUUAUUUAUUACAGCGUUACAACUUUUUUUUCAUAAUAUAUUUUGACUUUUUCCCUGUAAUAUUCUGAUGUUAUUCCUGUUAAAUUACAUUAUACUCCUAAAAGUUAAGAUUAUUAAUUCUUACGACUUUUUCUCAUGAUGAUUUGGUUUUAAUCUCAUAAUAUAAUGACAUUUAUUGCUGGAAGAUCACAACAUUAGCCUUGUAAAAUUAUUCAUUUUUUCCAUAACAUUAGGACUUUAGUCAUGUGCUUUUAUGGCCUUAUCCUCAUAAUAUUAUGAUGUUAGUCCUGUAAAAUGAUUCACCUCAUAAAAAUUAUGAUUAUUUUCCCAUUAAUUUUUUGCAUAAUACAAAAAUCCCCUAUUCAUCGCGGUAAAUUGGUUCCAGACGUGACCGUGAUAAGUGAAUUCCCGCUAAGUAGCAUUCCUUAUUUAUAAAUGGAAUAUUUUUGUAGUUAGAGCACAGAAAACCUAUUUAUGACCUUCUAAAUACCAGGGACGAGCCAGAUAUCCGUUACGGCUAAUGCAUUUUUGCCGAGUACGAGCAUUAAGCGAGUACAUCUCGUCAUUAUUCGUAAUGCUGAUGAAAGAAAAUCCUCAUUAUGUAUUCACUUUUCACGCUCUGUGAUUGGCCAGUCACACACAGGGACCGCCCCUUCCGAGAUAGAGAUGGAUAUGAACAAACAACAAAAAUUAAUGGGAAAUGCAUUCACAUUUAAUUUGAAUCAAGUGCAAGCAACACUAAAGGUUCAAUUAACAAUGAAUGAAUUUAAUCAAGUCUGUGAUUAAUUCUGACAAAACAUGACUUGAACUUUAAUUUGAUACCUCAUUCACUUCUCUACCCCAAAUAUUAAAGAAGUUAGAGCAAAUUUCAUACCAAGAAAUAGUGCCUUUGUUUCCCAUUUCUUCAACAUUGAGUCAAGACAGAAGUUGUGAUUGACACAUGGACCUUGGCAAGUACAACCGUACUACAAAUAGUAUCUAUUUACAUAUUUUUGAUCAUCAAAAAGCCCGGGGAAGAAAAUCAAGUGUCAUAAUUUUCAUCUCACUAGCAGGGCAGCAGCAUACUGUAUGUAUGUUUCAAUGUAUGGGCAAAAUUAACAUAUUUCACACAAUCUGAUUCUAACAAAAUUUCAUCUGCAGAUAGAUAUUAAAGUUAUAUCCUAGUUAUAUAAAGUUAUGUUCUACAUACCUUUUAUCCUGAAGCCUCGAUCCAUGAGCUUGAAAGGCUUAAAGUUAACUUUCAAAGCACUCGUAUGACUCGAUGUGGUCCAAUACGCAGUAUAAAUUCAGUACAAAGCGUGGUGAUGACAUCACAUGCAGACUGAAUGCACAUGUGCCAGCAUUCAGUGACCUGUACAUGACUUCAUCAACAUGCAUGACUAAUCAACUUACGCCAAAUCAAACUGUUGCACGAGUAAGGUCUUUAUCAUUAAAAGUACAAAAAAAAAAACGCAUCCAUAUAAAGCCUGCCGUGCUUUAAAUCCAAUGCUUUAUUUCCUAGCAUUGAUGCAAUCGAUUGAUUACCUUUUAAACGAUGUUAGAUUAAUAUAUGUCAUCCGGAAACGCAACUUGCUGAACACAGAUUGAUGUAGUUGGAUCAAAGGAAUAUAAGAUAUAUUGAUGUAGUGGGCGAAUCGUUACACCACUAGUGCAUUUCCAUCAUAAUAUUAUGGCAAUUUUUUUUCUUUUCAGUGUGACUCUAAUCCUUCUUUUUAGUGCCAUAAACUCAUUUGAAAAGUCUAUUUUUUUAAUUACAUCAUGUUGGCUGUAUUUUCUUCCUUAUUUUUCCAGUAUUAUAAGUGUUGAUCAUAUUGAUAAAUUCUAUCGACAUUGCAGCCAGCAUUGCUUGAUGCAUAAUGACAGUUGUGCUGUAAAGUUUUAUACUGUAUCUUUUAUGUUUUUAUUUUGUAAUAUAGUGUCUUUUAAAUGUUAUGUGAAAUUAGGAAAUUGCAUCCCAAAUAAUAUAUGAUCCCAUUUGGAAUAAAACUUGAUUCAGUAACUUUUUCACACAGAAAACAGCAGCAUCAAAAGAUGAUUUUCUGUAUAAACUAUCCCUGCACUUACAUGCAACACUGGAAAAAAUGGGUCACUGCUUUUGUCUUACUUCCAGUCUCAUCAGGUUUGAAAUAAAAAAGCUCCCUCCGUC